Molecule: messenger RNA, 885 nt
Organism: Penicillium arizonense
Lineage: Eukaryota; Fungi; Ascomycota; Eurotiomycetes; Eurotiales; Aspergillaceae
Product: phytanoyl-CoA dioxygenase family protein
Exons: 1
Coding region: 1-885 (294 amino acids)
Source: RefSeq, a predicted model, not a curated record
AUGACCAUCCCUUCGACUUCUAAGCCUCAGAUCAGACGGGUCCCAAACACAACCGACCCUGAGGCAAUAUGGAACAUUGUCGAGGAAGACGGCGCGGUCAUCAUCGAGGGCUUCCUAUCCCCUAACACUUUGCAACGAUUCAAUCAAGACCUCGACGGGAUCGCUAAGGUCGUGCCCACGGGAAGAAAGUUUCUAUAUUUCGACGACCCAAUGCCCAAGACCUUGAGAUGGAUGAGUUAUCUCCCCAUACUCUCCAAGACCUUCCGCCACGACAUCCUCAACAAUACCACUCUCCACCGCGUGUGCGAAACUGCGUUCAAGGAGACUGGAGACUACUGGAUGAUCACCGGGACGGCGAUGGAAGAUCAUCCAGGCGACGACGGGCAGGUCCUACACCGUGAUGAAGCCACUCAUCCGGUGAUCCGCCAUAUGCCGCUUGGUGCACCUUUGCUCUCUAUUAGCUGGAUCACGGCUGUGACGGAUUUCACCGAGGAGAACGGAGCUACCCGACUGAUCCUCGGAAGCCACAAAUGGGCCGAAAAGGGCGACCCCCUAGAGGAGCUCACUGUACAGGCGACCAUGAAGGCCGGAGAUUCUCUGCUCAUGAAUCAGGGAAUGGUGCAUGGGGGUGGGGUCCAUCGAGGUGAAGAAGCCCGGCGGCUCCUUCUUACCCAGAUGGCGUCUUGCCAGCUGGCACAUACUGAAACCUUCAUGUCCGCACCUCGCUCAAUUGUUGAGACCAUGACGCCUCUGGCCCAGAAGAUGAUCGGCUGGCGCACAACUCGUCCACUGCCCACUAAUAUCAGUGGGUUGAUGAAUUUGAAGCUGGGCUGUCUGGAGGAUGAGAUAGAAUUGCUGUCAAAUCAGCCAGACAUAUUUGCUUAG